Messenger RNA from Entrophospora sp. SA101, 1537 nucleotides. Lineage: Eukaryota; Fungi; Glomeromycota; Glomeromycetes; Entrophosporales; Entrophosporaceae. The record is from the annotation of a GenBank genome assembly.
AUGCAUCACCAAUCUUCUUCUCAACAACAACAACUUCUCGGUCAACUUGAUGAACAACAAAAAAUUUUCCAAUUUUCUCAAAAAUUACCAUCUUUAACCGGAAAAAAUUCAAACCCUCCUUCAUUUUCAUCCCGUAAAUCUGAAAAUAAUGGUGUUUCUGCCACAGCUUGUACUAAUUGUGGUACUACUACUACUCCUUUAUGGAGGAGAGCUCCUAGUGGUGAGACAAUCUGUAAUGCUUGUGGUCUUUAUCUAAAAGCUCGUAAUACUGUUCGUCCUCCUUGGCUAAAACGUGGAAAUAGUUCUUGUGAUGGUUGUCCUGCUUUUAAUCAACAUCAGGUUAAUCGUCAAGUCUUAACUUGUGCUAAUUGUGGUACUAAUACCACUCCUCUGUGGAGAAGAGAUGAAACUGGCAACACGAUCUGUAAUGCAUGUGGCCUUUACUUCAAACUUCACAAUGUUCCUCGUCCCCCAACUAUGAAAAGAUCUGUCAUCAAACGUCGAAAACUUCUUCUUCAUAUUCAUAAAUCUUGCAUUGCGCAAAAUAACAAUGGUAGGAACAACAAUCUUAAUCUUAAUGCCAACAUCAUUAACUCACCUCCUACACCUCCCACAACUUUAUCUGAUUACAACUCUUCUGAAGAUGAUAAUUCUUCUCUUGAUGAUGAUGGUUUACUCAAAAAAAAUAAUACCUUCACUAAUAAUAAUGUUCAUAAAAGAAAAGUUGCUGAUCUUAUUAACUCUAAUAAACGGCAUUGUAACAGCAAGAGAGUUCCUCCUAUUGAAGAUUAUAUUAUUUUUCCUGGACGACAACAACAACACCAUAAUCUCCAAUCUGAUCUUGUUUGGAAUAAUAAUUACGGUAAUGAAAGUAGAAGAAGCAGCCUAACUUUUGAAGCUCAAGUUCAUAUUUAUCCAAAUAACUCUGGUAGUGGUAGUACUAGUAAUAAUCAUCUCACCGAAACCCCUUGUUUUCCUUUACCUCCAGUCUAUUCUAAUAAUCAUUUUAGAAGUAACAACAAUAACAAUGACUCUUCUACUCAAAACUUUAUUUCAAGUUCUCCAAUUCGUCAAGAAUUGCAACGCGAAGUUGCUAAUCUUAAUAUGUUACUUAACAAAUCAACUGCAAUUUUAAUCAACUUGGAUCGAGCGAUAAGCAAUAAUAAUAAUAAUGUUGUUGGAAAUGGUGGUUCUCUUCCUACUUUGAAUUAUGCUCAUACAAAAAAUAAGGAAUAUGAAAAUUAUGAAAAUAUUCAAUUUAUUGUACAUAAUUUAAUAAAGUUUUUUGAAAGUCCAGAAAGUUGCAAAUGUUCUGAAGAAGAAAAAGAUAUUAGAACUUGCUUUGAAAGAAUUGGAUUUAAAAAGUUUUUUGAAAGACAUUUUCAAAUUAUUAAUCUAAACAGCAAAGAAUUAGAUUUGUUUUUAAAAGCACAACUUUUAGCAAUGGAAAUAGAGAAUAAAAAUUAUAAAAAAUCUUCUGAAAAGAUCCAACAAAGGAUAAACUAUAGAUAUUGUUUUAAUUCAACCUAUGCUCUUU